Molecule: messenger RNA, 3274 nt
Organism: Salvelinus fontinalis (brook trout)
Lineage: Eukaryota; Metazoa; Chordata; Actinopteri; Salmoniformes; Salmonidae
Product: disintegrin and metalloproteinase domain-containing protein 9-like
Exons: 21
Coding region: 80-2461 (793 amino acids)
Biological process (GO): proteolysis
Cellular component (GO): plasma membrane
Molecular function (GO): metalloendopeptidase activity
Source: RefSeq, a predicted model, not a curated record
AGCCUUCUCACCUGCCCUGUCCGCCUCCACAGUCCGAUAACACAGCUGUCGUCAAUGGACAAAUGCUGUAGCAAGUAUCAUGUUGGGGAAAAGUCUAGUGACUUUAGUCUUUCUAAUUUGUUGCGUCGUUGGAACCGAGAACAAUGAAGAUCUUUUCCAUGGACAAACAUCUAAACUUUCCAGCUACACGGUUGUAAAGCCUCAGCUUAUUCACAGGAGAUGGGCAAGAAAUGCCGACAGACUUCCUGAAUCGGGAAAGACUGAAGAACCCGAGGAACGUUCUUAUUCGUUGAUCAUUGACAACAAGGAACAUUUCCUCCGUCUUAAAAAUAACAAAGAGUUUUUAUCCAAAAGCUUUGUUCAGUUUUCCCAUGAUGCCAGUGGGAAUCUGACGCCUACAUAUCCUAAACCUGAUGUCCAUUGUUAUUACCAUGGUGAUGUGGAGGAUCAUGAAGAAUCUUUGGUCGCCCUCAGCACCUGCUCAGGUCUCAGGGGUGUCAUUCUCCUUGGCAACCAGAGUUAUGGGCUGGAACCAGUCAAGCAGUCGACAAACAACGAGCACCUCCUCUACCGCCUAGAGCACAGCCAAUCGGAGCCCUUUGUCUGUGGAGUGACCAAUGAGACGUCGCACACUGAGAGUCACUCGUCUUUCGACCCUUCCCUCUCGAUGACGGCACUUUUACGGAGAAAACGUAAUUUACCUCAGACCAGAUAUGUAGAGUUGGUGUUGGUUGCGGACUUUCUCAGGUAUACCUACAAGAAGAAGAACGAGACAGCGGUGCGAGAGGAGAUGGUGGAACUAGCCAAUCUGCUGGAUGGGUACUAUAAGAAGCUGAAUAUCCGCGUGGUGCUGGUAGGCCUGGAGAUCUUUAAGGACGCCAACCCCUUCAGCGUGGACGGUUCUGCAGGGGAAGUGUUGGGGCUGUUCGUCAAUUGGAGGAAGACGUAUCUGCUACCGCGGAUCAGGCACGAUGACGCACAGCUCAUUGUUGGUCUUGGGGGAGCGUAUGCGGGAGGCAUCCUGGGCAUGGCGUUCGUGGGCACAGUGUGUUCGAUGGCCACCGCUGGAGGAAUCAAUGUGUAUAGUGGUGACAAUCUGGGCUACGUCUCUACUGUAGUGGCCCACGAGAUGGGCCAUAACCUGGGCAUGAAUCACGACGACGGCCGCUGCACCUGUAAUGGAGGGAGCUGUAUCAUGGCUGCCACGGCAACUGGAUCCACCCUCUUCAGUGACUGUAGUGCCUCUGACUUUGAGCGUCUGGUCCUGCGUGGAGGAGGGGUGUGUCUGUUGAACCAGCCCUCCCAGUCCAACAUCGUCUCCGUGGCUAAAUGUGGCAACGGCAUAUUAGAGGGAGGAGAGGACUGUGACUGUGGAACACCCCAGGAAUGUACCAAUAAGUGCUGUGACGCGGCCACCUGUAAGUUGACCUGGGGAUCGGCCUGCGCUCAGGGAGGCUGCUGCAAGGACUGCAAGAUCAGCGUGUCAGGGACACCGUGUAGGGGAUCUGUCAACACGUGUGACCUCCCAGAAUACUGCAACGGCUCAGCAUCCUUCUGUCCGUCUGACUUCUAUCUCAUGGAUGGCCUUCUCUGUGAGAACAGCGCGGCGUACUGUUACGAGGGCCGCUGCCAGACCUACGACUACCAAUGCAAACAUCUUUUUGAAACGGGUGCAAGCAAGGCAGCAGACAUCUGCUUUCAGACGGCUAAUCUAAAGGGGGAUACGUUUGGGAACUGUGGAAUGACCUCGUCGGGGAGCUAUGUGAAAUGUAGUUUGGCUAAUGCCAUGUGUGGGAAGGUACAGUGCACUAACGUAAACACCAACAACCCUCCUCCUGGAGGCUCCGUCAGUAACCAGAUCAUCGAUGGCUCUUCAUGUGUCAACGCAGACUUUAACCUGGGCUCUGAUGUUCUGGACCCUGCCUAUGUCAACCAGGGCAGCCCCUGCUCCAAGGGGAAGGCCUGCCUUGACUUCCAGUGUGUGAAUGCCUCAGCUCUACUUCCUGUGGACCUCCACUGUGAUGCCAACAGCACAUGUAACAGCCGGGGGGUGUGCAACAACCUGGGCCACUGCCACUGUAAUGACGGCUGGGGACCUCCUUACUGUGCCAAGUCAGGGAGAGGGGGCAGUGUGGACAGCGGGCCUGCACAGAUAGAUUAUUCCCUGAGGGACGGCCUGCUGAUCUUCUUCCUGCUGGUGGUUCCCAUCCUGGUGCUCCUGGUGUUAGUGCUGCUCUAUGUGUUUAGAAGGGAUACCCUGGAAAGAUGUCUCAAAGGACCACGCUCCAGACGCUCCAGCCAAUGCCUACAUAUCCACCAUCCUCUACCUCAGCACCCAGGUAUGGAGAAAACAACAAUUGGAACCGACCUCCUGCCACCCAGCCACCUCUGCCCCAGCAAGGACCAGGUGUUCCCAAACCUAUCCCUCCCAAGCAUUAACCCUGACCCUAACCCUAACUGACCUCCUGCCACCCAGCCACCUCUGCCCCAGCAAGGACCAGGUGUUCCCAUCCCUCCCAAGCAUUAACCCUAACCAACCUCCUGCCACCCAGCCACCUCUGCCCCAGCAAGGACCAGGUGUUCCCAUCCCUCCCAAGCAUUAACCCUGACCCUAACCAACCUCCUGCCACCCAGCCACCUCUGCCCCAGCAAGGACCAGGUGUUCCCAUCCCUCCCAAGCAUUAACCCUGACCCUAACCAACCUCCGCCACCCAGCCACCUCUGCCCCAGCAAGGACCAGGUGUUCCCAUCCCUCCCAAGCAUUAACCCUAACCCUAACCAACCUCCUGCCACCCAGCCACCUCUGCCCCAGCAAGGACCAGGUGUUCCCAAACCUAUCCCUCCCAAGCAUUAACCCUGACCCUAACCGACCUCCUGCCACCCAGCCGCCUCUGCCCCAGCAAGGACCAGGUGUUCCCAUCCCUCCCAAGCAUUAGCCCUGACACAAACACCCCUUCCAACAUAAUGGGGCUCUUCCCUUAUUCGUUAUUGUAAAUUGCAUAUUUGGAUUUUACUCACAUUGUUUGUUAGUUUGUCGGUAUCUCAACAACAAUAUUUAAACCAUUUUAUUGCAGGAACAUGAUUUGGUGACAGGGACUUUUUAAGAUAUUGCUUUUUACAUUAUACUACAGAAAUGAAGGUAACAUGUUUUGUAAUAAAAGUAUACAUAUUGUUGAUAUUGUUAAGUUCCACAAAGGCUCAAUUUAUUUUAUGAGCUGUUUACAAGAUUUUUUAUAUAUUUAAAUGUUACUCCUAAUAAAUAUUGAAUAUAAGA